Messenger RNA from Penicillium alfredii, 1713 nucleotides. Its product is annotated as MFS transporter. The coding region runs from base 1 to 1713 and encodes 570 amino acids. The record is from RefSeq and is a predicted model, not a curated record. The transcript has 7 exons. Gene Ontology annotation, biological process: transmembrane transport. Gene Ontology annotation, molecular function: transmembrane transporter activity. Lineage: Eukaryota; Fungi; Ascomycota; Eurotiomycetes; Eurotiales; Aspergillaceae.
AUGUCUAACUGGAAGGAUUUAUUUACCAACCGCGAUCGACGGUUCUUCCCGGAGGUCGUCGUCCCGCUUGCUCGCGAUCCCCUGUCUGUGACCAUGGAAACUUCCGAGAAAAGCGGCAAAGACCCUCUCGAUGGUUCUGGAUCCAAUUCUAGUCUGAACCACGGCUCGAUUCAAGAAAAGGGCGUGGCCAGUGUGCCUGCCAUUACCACAUUGACUUACGAAACGCUCCGAGCAGAAGUUGAAUCCGGCAUCGUUGCUUCGGGUCAUGACACGAUCUAUGACCGCAAAGCGAAGAUUAUCAACAGAGCCAUCCUGGACAUUGGAAUGGGCCGUUACCAAUGGAGCCUGUUCAUUCUCUGUGGGUUUGGCUGGGUUGCCGACAACCUCUGGUUGCAGGGUGUUGCUCUCACCUUGACUCCUCUCAGUCAGGAAUUCGGGAUUUCAACCACCGAUUCUCGGUUUGCAACAUGUGCGCUCUUCGUUGGUCUGAUUGUUGGUGCCUCUUUCUGGGGUAUCGCUUCUGAUGCUAUCGGACGACGUCCCGCCUUCAACUGUACUCUCUUCCUCUGUGGUGCCUUUGGUCUCGCUGCUGGCGGCGGGUCCAGCUGGGUCGGAGUUUGUGCCUUGUAUGCCUGUCUGGGUGUGGGUGUUGGCGGCAGCUUGCCUGUCGAUGCAGCUGUUUUCUGCGAGUGCCUGCCUCCCGGCUCGGGGAGUAUACUAAGUGGAUUGGCGACGUGGUGGUCGGUCGGGACUCUGAUUGCCAGUAUGCUUGCCUGGGCUUUCAUUCCCAACUUUUCAUGCGACCCCAAUGGGCCCUGCACCAAGGCCGAUAACUGGGGCUGGAGAUACCUGGUCCUCUCUCUCGGCGCCAUUACCUUCGCCAUGUUCCUGUGCCGCUUCUUGCUAUUCACCUUCUACGAGUCCCCGAAGUUUCUCGUCUCUCGAGGCCGUCAGGACGAGGCGGUUGCUGCCGUCCAAGGAAUCGCCCACAAGAAUAGGACCACCACCUGGCUCACGGAAGAGGUCCUCAACGAGAUCGGUGGCUACCCCGAAGAAGACCAGCCCAAAUCCAUGUCUACCAUCGACAUCAUUAAGCGAUCGCUUGAGCGAUUCUCGUACCAGCAAGUGGCUCCGCUUUUCGCGACCAAGCGCCUUGGUAUCUCCACUCUCCUGAUUUGGUUCUGCUGGACUUGCAUUGGAAUGGGUUACACCCUGUUCAACGCCUUCCUGCCCCAAUACCUCGGCGCCGACUCUUCGACCUACGUGACCUACCGUAACUAUGCCAUCACCGCAGUGUGUGGUAUUCCAGGCCCGCUUCUCUCCUGGGUGCUGGUCGACAUCCCUUACGUUGGCCGCAAGGGCACCAUGGCCGCGUCGACCUGUAUCACCGGUGUUCUGUUGUACUGCUUCACUGCGACCAAGGACCCGAACGUCCAGCUGGUGUGUUCGUCUUUGGAAUCGUUCUUCCAGAUGAUGAUGUACGGUGUUUUGUACGCCUACACGCCCGAGGUCUUCCCUGCUCCGAAUCGCGGCACUGCCAGUGGCAUUGCCAGUUGCUUGAACCGUAUUGCUGGUCUUAUGGCGCCGAUCAUCGGUAUCUAUGCCAGUAGCAACCCCGUCGCUCCUAUCUAUGCGGCUGGUGCGCUUCUCUUGGCUUCUUUCUUGGCGAUGAUUUUCUUGCCGAUUGAGACUCGGGGCAAACAAAUUGUGUGA